Molecule: messenger RNA, 1662 nt
Organism: Enterobius vermicularis (human pinworm)
Lineage: Eukaryota; Metazoa; Nematoda; Chromadorea; Rhabditida; Oxyuridae
Source: the annotation of a GenBank genome assembly
AUGUGGAAUGAGAAUGACUAUUGUUUCCCAGAGAGAGAAGCUCGAUUUAGGCCUGUAUGGUCUCAUCGUCCUCAUAGGCCACCGUUCGUUGCACCAUACAAUCGGCCGAGAGAAAUAGCUUCAUUUAUGAAACCGGAGAUGAGUGGGAUUGUGGGCAUGGGGAUGGUUCCAUUGUUUUCAAGGAUGCCCGAAUUAACAACUCCACAUGCUGCUGCCCAACGGCCAUUGCCUCCAGCACGUCCAGCUCAUUCACCUUUGUAUCAAGACUUCUCAGCACCGGCGCGGCCAUUAGCUGUAACAAUGAACAUCCAGACGUCAGCUCUAAAAUGUCUGAUCGAAUGGAAGCCACCUAAUUUGCCAAAGACAGUGAAAUAUACUUAUAAACUUGAAGUUUGGGAAGGUCUUCAGUAUGAAAAACAUGAUUUACCUUCACAUACAGUUUCUUUCACACUUAAGACAGUCCCCGGAUCUUGGUUCAAAUUUAUAAUAAUAUAUAUUGGUGCCUUAGAAGAACUUGUCAGUAUAAUUAAGGCUGAACUGAGGUGCGUGGAUAAAUCCGAUACGGUUCUUGCAAUCGGUAGAGCUCGAUUCAAGGCCGUUUUCUCACACGAUGAGAUGCAAAUGUUGUACAAGAAGGCGUUGGAUUUUGUGGGGACCGCUAUGCAUUCUUUUCAUGUACUAUAUCGUUGUAAACCAAAAAUAUACUACGAUGACAUUCAUUUCCGGUGCGGAGGUAUCAUGGAAAAAUAUUUGAAAGAUAAUAAUGGGCAAGCAGCGUCUUCAAUCAAUGGUGCCAUAAGCGGGUUAUUUUUUUCUGCACGACUGUCGCCGGAUGGCUCACUACCAACUCACUCCCCCUUUGGUAAUUUGCGCAUGCGGAUUCAGGCAUUUCAUCUACUUGAUCCAGCAAGAAUUAACAUGUAUUUCAGUGACUUCUAUUGCAAUUACAUUACUCAUUAUGUCACGGUUGUUAUUUGUGAAAAACACUCAGAGACGGACAUGUUCUGUAUGCAGAGGCUCAUAAAGCUCGCUCCAGAUUCAAAUCCAUUUUUAAAAAUUGUGAUCAGACCUCCUUUAUUUGAACCAGAAUUUUGGGUUAACAAAAAUGUAUGGGUUGAAAUUUAUUAUACAGAAAAUGUCCCGCUAUCGUUAGGAACAUUUGAUACUAUCAUAGCAACAGGUGCUGGAACGUCGCGAGUUGGGGGCUUACCGCACAAUAAGCAGUGUCAAUUAUGUAACUUGUACCCGCAAAAGCCAUCAUCUGCGUCAUCAAAGUCCCAGUUGGGUUCGAAAUUGAACUCUACUUUUCAGUUACUAUUAAGCCUGGGAAAGAAGGAUCUCGGCUCUGAUUCAGUCGAUGACUGUGCCGACAUUAUAGAAACUAUAUGUGCUUUAGUAGAUGCAGUUGUUGAUCAGACUGAGCGUGAGAAAACGUUUGAAAUGGAGAAGAAUGACCAGCAAGCCAUGAAGAGUAAACAGCUAGAACCUGCCUUUGAAGUAGUUGCGAAGCUGGUUGAAAAAUCAGUGUGCGAGGAAAUGAAGGAGACGGUCAACCUUUUAAAGAAGGUGGCGAGUAAUUUAGACAAGUAUUUUGAGUUUGUCGGCAAAGCACUCGAAGACACUAAACAAGCAUUGCUCGCCAAUGGAUUAGUAGCUUCCUAA